GCUCAUGAUUCAUUGAGCAUUCAUCCUGAACUCUACUGAGCGUUAAUAUUCUUUUAUGGUAUUCACGAGCUAAAGUCUUACCACAUCAUUUGCAUUUCCGUUUUGUUUUGUAUGUUUUUUUUCAAAUGGCGUAUUAUUCUUCCAGCUUCUCCUCCUCCAUUCCUCUCCCUACCCUACCUGAUGUUUCCACCUACCUUACGAUUAAACUUGACCCUACCAAUUACCCUCUCUGGCAAGCCCAGAUGCUUACCUUGCUUCGUAGCAGGAAUCUCACCUCCUGUGUUGAUGGCACUAGCAAAUGUCCUCCUGCCUUUCUCAAAGAUGAUGAGGGCAAUUUUACUGAUACUGUGAAUCCGGAGUUUGACGCUUGGAUUCAACAAGAUGCUAUGGUUAUGUCCUGGAUCAAGAGCUCUGUUCAUCCCACUGUGUUGGGUGCCCUAUUCGGGAAAACCAGUUCUCAUUCUGCAUGGACCUGUCUGCGCGACCGCUAUGAUUUGCAGUCCACUGGCCGUCUUCUUCAACUUCGCAGUGAGCUGAGGAACACCCACCGUGGCAAUUCCUCCAUUGCUGAGUUUCUCGGUCGUGUCAAUUGCCUUGCUGAGACUCUCUCCUUAUCCGGUGCUCCUGUUUCUGAGUCAGAUAUUGUUGCCAUUGUUCUCAACAAUGUUGGUCCUGCAUAUAAAGGCACCGUGGCUUCUGCUCAGGCUCGUGAUGAAGCCAUAUCUUACAGUGCUUUGGAGGCCCUUAUGCUCAGCGCUGAGCGCAGUCAAACUAUGGAUGCUGUCUUCUCUGAUGAUACUGGACCUACUGGUCUUGCUGCUGCUCGUGGCGGUUGUCCUGGCACAAGUGCUAGUUCUAGAAUGGCUUACAUUCCACCACACAAGCAGCACUCGAAGGAAUCGGAGACAUUGCUGACACCAGAGCUGCUUGCUUCACAAUUGAAGAAAAACUUAAAUGUCAAUCCAUGUAACAUGUCUAGUGUGGAUGGGACUGGCAGAAUAGUUUAUGCAGACCAUCCUACACAUAGAUGGUGUGCCGUUGCUUUGGAUGACGAGAACCAAUUUCCAUCUUCUGUUAGUCUUGAACCUGUUACCUCGGAGUCUGCUGAGACGAAAAUUGGAAAUAAAUUUCUAGCUUUGACCAAUACUAGUAUAGAUAACGAAGGCGGUGAAGAGAAAUCGAAUUUGGCAAGGAACCCUGGCGCAUCUAUAGCAGAAAAUGUGCUGGAAGACUUAGUUUCUUCUUUUGAACGCGUGAGGAAUGAAAUGAAGUGUGCAAAGCUGACAGACGUAAAUCCUACUUUGGUUGCUAGAGUGGGCAAAGUACUUUUUCAUAGGGUCCCUUCAGUUAACAUCGAAUCCAUCAGAAAAAAAUUGUGUCCUGAAAUCUUGAAACGAUGGAGGCGAUUGUUUUACCCAAAUGUUCCUGUUUCAUAUAAGGAAAGGAUUGUGAAUGAAGUUGUCCCACAAAUUGGAGUUGAUUUUGAAGAGGAGGAAGAUAUAUACGAAUUACAGUUGUCUGAUUCUACGAGUCCAGAUCCAACUCUCUCCUGCAAAUGUCGGGUAAUGAAAGAACAUGGAACGCUACAACUCUACGAGGGUUUAUAUCCUGAGACUUACAUCGAAAUGUCAACUUUCUUUCAGAUCAAAUUGAAACCAGUGCGUAACAUGGUAAUGGACAUUUCAUGCACUACUAAGAAUCUGGACCUGAGACUAAUGCUGUGCACGAAGAAACUCGUAACUGAUCUGGCUGAUGAUGAGAUGCAAAGCAUUAUGGGUCUCGUUAAUUCUGCGAUUCUAGAUCCAGAUGUGAAGGGUGGAUUGAGAUGGCCCCUGGGGAAGGAGUCUUCUGGAGAUAAAUACAAAGUUCUUAGGGUUUGGCACGUAAGAGCUAAUACGUAUAGAAAUUCAUCGCUGAGAUUGAAAGUAAAACACUAUGACCGAUUUGAUUUUAGAACCUUAACCGGGGAAGCUUCUUGGGUGACAAGUCUGGUGCUGGAAAACGUAGUGUCAAAGUUACAGGAAGAAAAUGUCGAAGUCAGCUCGAUUUAUGAGAUGCUUAAGGAAAAUAUGCAGUUUAUAUGGGAUAACUUCUUGAGCUGUGAAAGUUUUUUAACAUGAAAUUGCUUCUUGUUGUAAAUCAGUGAUCACUGUCUAUUCGACAUGUAUAUAUCUGUUCACUUCCUUAGUUUUAUGUUCAACUUUUGGCAUCGUUUGAUGGAUAAUUAGUAACUGUUUUAAUGAUUUCUUGCAAUUCUGCUAUCUAUUUGUAUCUGGCAUAGUUGAUGGUUAAUGCACUUUUGGUGAUUUCAUGUCGA
Molecule: messenger RNA, 2317 nt
Organism: Pyrus x bretschneideri (Chinese white pear)
Lineage: Eukaryota; Viridiplantae; Streptophyta; Magnoliopsida; Rosales; Rosaceae
Exons: 8
Coding region: 126-2120 (664 amino acids)
Source: RefSeq, a predicted model, not a curated record